Messenger RNA from Frieseomelitta varia, 3239 nucleotides. Its product is annotated as anaphase-promoting complex subunit 11-like. Gene Ontology annotation, biological process: positive regulation of mitotic metaphase/anaphase transition; protein ubiquitination; anaphase-promoting complex-dependent catabolic process. The transcript has 3 exons. Gene Ontology annotation, cellular component: nucleus; anaphase-promoting complex. Lineage: Eukaryota; Metazoa; Arthropoda; Insecta; Hymenoptera; Apidae. Gene Ontology annotation, molecular function: ubiquitin protein ligase activity; cullin family protein binding; zinc ion binding. Bases 601 to 2316 code for a protein of 571 amino acids. The record is from RefSeq and is a predicted model, not a curated record.
AUCGCGAAGACGAUUAAGCGGUGAUUCUUUUCUUUUUUUUUNUUUUUUUGUGUGUGUUUCAUUCGCGCUUGCCGACGUGAAGUGAAUCGCGUGCACGAGUGCUGAGAGGAAGAAGCGGACGGAAGAACAAAGAGGAGGAGAGAAUAAAUAGUAAAAUCAGAGUGAAAGAGAAACUCGCGGUUGAAACGCCGCUCUGCAUUGGUGCGGCCGCUUUGGAAUCGUGCCCCACGUUUGAUCGAAACAGCGGACGUCGUACGCCUGGUGGAACGUAAAAGGCACAACGAACGAAUCGUUUCGUCGCUUAAUUUUCGAUCUCUCUAACAGCCACUCGGUGUUUGUCGCGAUCGCGUGUUUGGAUGAUGAUAUCACACAUUUAUGUUAUCGUGAUAGCGAAAUCGGAAAAAAGCACGAGGAGGCAGAGAUAAUCGAGAUUAUAAUCGUUAUAUUAUUUGUCAGGGGAAACUCCGAUCUCUGUAGAUUGUAAUUCGUAAUUUGUAAGAGUCACAAGCAUGCAUCUUGGACGAAGCGAGACGAGGUGGCAACGCGACGGUGGCCGCUCGUAGAGAGGUACUCGCCGCGGUGGUGGAAACAGCGGAUAAAAUGCAGCUGGCAGCGACACAGAGACCUCAUCCACCACCGGUACCACCGCGGCCGAGCCGGCAGGUGGUCGCCGAAGCCCUUAAAAGAUCACCAAGGCCACCCUGCCCGACUAGACAGGCCCCGCCACCGCCAAACACAAAACCGUGGAGAUCGGAUCGUGACCGGUCGAACAAUCGGCAACAGCAGCAGGUGGUGAGUCCAGCUGCUGGUCGAACGGUCGUUUACGAGUCGAUCAAAGAUUCGGUACCGAAGGAAACCGGGAACGAAAGUGGCGAUCAUCGUGACGACUCAGCUCGGUUCGUCGUCGGCGGCGGCGGCGGCGGCAGCAACGAACUCGUUCCUCGAGUCGCGAGUGAAAGGCGCACGGACGAGGACGAGCGUCGUGGAAAUCCGCGGGAAAGGCGGCAUCGUAGUACAACCGUCCCCGGUCAGGAAUAUCGGGGAAAUUUCAGUGAAUCGAGCAUCGUCACUGGUGUCGACGUUGCCUGUCGAGAGGGUCGCGCGUCGCCAAACGAACAUUUUUCGAACGGCGUGGCGACCAGCGACGAGAAGUCAUCGUCGGCCAAUGACAACGGUAAACAGUGUAGUAACGACGAUGAACCAGCUUUGGACAACUCGUUGCCCGAAUCGGCCGCCUUGGGAUCGUUGGAUCGGAGCUCGGUCGAGUCAUUGGACGACGUGUUGCGUUCCCAUCACCGUUUCGAGUCGCCGGUGGAAAAGUCGAAGUCGAACUUGCCAGAGAAGAGCCACCACUGUUCGGAGAGAAGGCCAACGCCAACUCAGAGAUCGUGUGCCGUGAAGCAUCGGGGGGAUACGACGAGUUCGACGAGGAAAAGCGCGGUAACUCGGUCUGCGGACGAUUCGUGUGCGAACGAUCAAGCCUCGAACGUUUCGAACGUUCUUGAUCGUGGUACGGUGGUUGUUGUCGACGAAUCGGAUCGUAGGGCUGCCGCGUCGAAUGAUCACGUUGAGAAACAAAACGGCGGCGAGCAUCAUAAGGACCGUACCAACGAAAAUGAUAACGACAACGACAACAUUCAUCGGCAAGAUUGGCUGGAAGCCGGUAUCCAUUAUUCAUCUACGCAGAUUAGGUUGUCUGGCGAAGACGGGGACAUCGUCGAUGGGAGCCGAGUCAACGGGUACAAUCGUUGUGAAAACGAGAAGUUCAGCGACAUUAACGUUCCGAGCAUACAAGAGAGAAUCGCGAUGUCUUCCCUGCAAGGUCUACCACCGUUACCGAGGAGUCUCAGUGGAUUCAAUUUGAGCGGUGGACGAAGCGAGGGUUGCGAACCGCCUCCGCCGCCUACUAGAUCUUCCAGUAAAACACAAAGAGGCGGCAAAAUUUCGAUCCAGUCGUCGUCCAGGCCAUCGCCACCUGCCAGGCAACUAACCACGUUGGACACGCAGCUGGCUAUACUCAGGAGAGAAAUGUUUGGCCUUCGACAGCUGGAUCUCUCUUUGUUGGCGCAACUUUGGUCUUUGAACGAAUCUAUUCAAGAAUUUCGACAGCUUCUGCAAGAACAAGAAGACAGAGCACCGUCACCUUCGCCCAGCAGCGAAGAAGGGGACGAUACCACUUACGGAACCCAUCCUCCACCACCUCCGAGGAGACCGGCUCCCGGUGUACACCUUCACAGACCACCCAGGCCACCCAGACCACCCAGGCCACCACCUAGCGACGAAUCACCAUCUAGCGAAGAGUACGGAGCUGUUUGAUGCCUGCAACUUCAAAUUGUCUGCAUAUCAAACCAUUUUCCUCAACUACUUGAUCGACGAAACAUGUUGUUUGAACAAUUAGUAGAUGUCGGAUCGGUGAUUCGAUGUCAAUCGAUGCGGCGAUCACUUCUACCUGUACAAGUUGUCCGAACGACGUUACCUAAGAAUGCAGUCUAAUGCAUCGUUGUAAAAAAAAAGAAAAAAAACUUGUUGAUGCUUGAAGGUACCUGUAACGUUACAUGUCAUUACGGAGACAUUCGGAAAUUCUACUGUUCGACGAGGUUUCUUAUAGUUGCAACCGACCACUCGCGACAGGUCGUUGAAAAAAUCACGCAAUGUGUGAAUUUGUACGGGUGAAUAGCUAUAGUAUUUGAAAACGCAUACCAUUCGUUGAUUCACGAAACUGUCAAUGUCAAUCCAAAAAAACAACGAUCCUCUUUCUCUUUCUAUAUACACACACACACACACACACAUAUAUAUAUAUAUAUACAUAUAUUUCUUAGAUAAAGAAAAGGUUUAUUGUCCUCAAUGAGAACUAUUUCAGUUCGAUACACUCUUUUUCUCUAUUUGUGAUAGCAGUCGAAUGGGGCCUUUAAUUAACUACGAUAGACGAUUCGUUUGCGCUAAUCGAGAUAUUUAUCCGCGAUUCAUAUUGGUUGGAAGGACAGUUGGAAAAGAUCCGAGCCUACGGGACGACAAAACGGCUAGUGAGAUCCAAAGAACCGCAUUCGGAAGUUCUUGUCUCUUCCAUGUUUCUCCACUAUUACGUCCAUUAUAGAGUUUUCUUUCUUGUUGAGAUACGAACAAACGUACUGAUGAGCCAGACGAUGAGAAUCUUCGAAUUACGAGAAGACGACUUAUAAAGAUUUAUGUAGAUUAAUUCGAAUAUGUAAAAUAAAGGGAAGAACGCACGAUACGAAAAA